AUGUCUUUGGCUUCCCUGCUUCACCUGAGAUCCCACUGCCGGAACCAAAACCUGGGUUUACACGACCAGCGUCUCGCUCUCACUUGGGUACAAGAAAACAUCGCCUCCUUUGACGGCGACCCGUCCAAGGUUACAAUCUGGGGCCAGUCCUACCUCGAAGCCUACGCCAACGACACGCUAGUCCCAUUUCGAGCUGCAAUCAUAUCCAGCGGCCAGAUGAGUUUCGGAGAUCUCGCCCAUCCACCGCCCGGAAUCGAUGCCUAG
This is a messenger RNA of Colletotrichum paranaense, 264 nucleotides long. Its product is annotated as para-nitrobenzyl esterase. The transcript is spliced from 2 exons. NCBI's taxonomy places the organism in Eukaryota, Fungi, Ascomycota, Sordariomycetes, Glomerellales, Glomerellaceae. Bases 1 to 264 code for a protein of 87 amino acids. The record is from RefSeq and is a predicted model, not a curated record.